ACUGCGGGCAGUAGAGACAGGCUGCUCUUCGGUUUGUUUGCCCUCCCCCGAAAAAAAAAAAUAAAAAAAUAGGAGGGGUGAAAAAAGGCAGAAGUGAAGAGAUCCCCUACGCUUGCCAAAGUCUUUGUCUCCGGAUGAACAGCGAUGGGGGAAUGGACUAUUCUAGAGAGGCUACUGGAAGCUGCCGUGCAGCAGCAUUCUACUAUGAUAGGGAGGAUCCUGCUGACCGUGGUGGUGAUCUUCAGAAUUCUCAUUGUGGCCAUUGUAGGGGAGACGGUGUACGAUGACGAGCAAACGAUGUUUGUCUGUAACACGCUGCAGCCAGGCUGCAACCAGGCUUGUUAUGACCAGGCUUUCCCCAUUUCUCACAUAAGGUACUGGGUGUUCCAGAUCAUCAUGGUGUGCACUCCCAGCCUGUGCUUCAUAACAUACUCCGUUCACCAGUCUGCUAAACAAAGGGAACGGAGGUACUCCACUGUCUUCCUUACCUUGGAAAGGGACCAGGAUUCAAUGAAGCGUGAGGACAGUAAGAAAAUCAAGAACACGAUUGUCAAUGGGGUGCUGCAAAACACUGAGAACUCCACCAAAGAGGCAGAACCAGACUGCUUAGAAGUGAAGGAAAUCCCCAAUCCUGCUAUCAGAACUACAAAAUCAAAGAUGAGGAGGCAAGAAGGCAUUUCUCGAUUUUAUAUCAUCCAAGUGGUCUUUCGAAAUGCCCUAGAGAUUGGAUUCUUAGUGGGACAGUAUUUUCUGUAUGGAUUCAAUGUCCCUUCCAUGUACGAAUGUGACAGAUACCCUUGCAUUAAAGAAGUAGAGUGCUAUGUUUCUAGACCCACUGAGAAGACUGUAUUCUUGGUAUUCAUGUUUGCUGUCAGUGGGAUUUGUGUGGUGCUUAAUUUGGCAGAACUGAACCACUUGGGCUGGAGAAAGAUCAAAAUGGCAGUGAGAGGAGUACAGGCAAAAAGGAAAUCCAUAUAUGAAAUCAGAAAUAAGGACCUGCCAAGAAUGAGCAUGCCUAACUUCGGCAGGACUCAGUCAAGUGACUCAGCUUAUGUGUGAGGCUGUGACAGAACUGAAACACUGUGCCAGGUGGAACAGACCCAGAUACCAUUAGAGAAAGGUACAUUGCUUAGGCAAGCAUUUUAUCAAACCACCAAGAAAGCCAUUAAGGUAUUGGAUCUCCACUUACUGAACUAGCUGCAAAAUGCAGCACUAUAUAAAAGAC
Molecule: messenger RNA, 1225 nt
Organism: Passer domesticus (house sparrow)
Lineage: Eukaryota; Metazoa; Chordata; Aves; Passeriformes; Passeridae
Gene: GJD2
Product: gap junction protein delta 2
Exons: 2
Coding region: 145-1059 (304 amino acids)
Biological process (GO): cell-cell signaling
Cellular component (GO): connexin complex
Molecular function (GO): gap junction channel activity
Source: RefSeq, a predicted model, not a curated record